AUGGCUUCCGUCCCUACCGUCGCCUCGAUUGGGCUCUGCCUCUUCUUGCUCGUGGCGGGAGUGGCUGGCGAGGACGACUUCAACUUCGGGCCGGAGAGGAAGACCCAUCUGCACUUCUUCUUCCACGACAUCCUAGCCGGACCCAACGCCACCGCCGUUGUCAUCGCGCAGGGCCCUACGUGGAACACGACCGCCGGCCGCUUCGGGCAGAUCGUCAUGAUGGAUAACCCGCUGACGGAGGGCCCCAGCCUCUCCUCCAAGCUCAUCGGCCGGGCUCAGGGCCUCUACGCAACGGCAUCGCAGGAGGAGCUCGGGCUGCUUAUGACCCUGAACUACUACUUCACCGAAGGGGUCUACAACGGCAGCACGCUCGCCAUUCUGGGGAGGAACAACAUCUUAUCCGAGAGGAGAGAGAUGUCCGUCGUCGGCGGCACAGGCUACUUCCGCCUCGCGCAGGGCUUCGCCGUCGGCAAGACGAGCUCAAUGAACUUCACGUCGGGAGACGCCGUCGUGGAGUACGACGUCUACGUCGUCCACGGGGACCGAUGA
Spirodela intermedia is the source of this 549-nucleotide messenger RNA. The record is from the annotation of a GenBank genome assembly. Lineage: Eukaryota; Viridiplantae; Streptophyta; Magnoliopsida; Alismatales; Araceae.